AUGGUCAGCUGGCAGCGCAAAUUUUUGCUCAUUUUCCUCGUUGCCUCAGUGUUGGCCGAAGAGCCAAAAGUUGAGGAAAAAUCCAGUCCAGAGGUGUGUUUCAUAUGUUUUUUGUGACAACACAAAACAAAAAAAAACAAACAAUAUGAUGUUGAAAAAAAAAAAACAAAUAUGUCAUAGGAUUCCAAACAUCACUGUUCCUGAUGAAAAUCUGUAAUUUAAAAAUCGAGGUGCUCAUUUUUUUCUCAUUGGCUACUCAAAAAAUCGUGUAAGACAUAGCUUUUCUUCAAAACGUUCGUGUUUUUCCGCUCAUUUUCCUUGAGCAAACAAAAAUCAACCACAUUACGAAAUGAGCAUCUUGGAGAGGGAAAAUAUAAUUAUGAGAAUGAGAAAUUUGAAAAUUUUCAGAAGAAAAAAGAAGAAGUUGAAGUUGAUCCGGCAAAUCGAAAUGAGACAGCAACUUUGAGUCGAGCAAAAAGGCAAUGUUGUUUUGCUUCACAAAAUUCAUGUUGUUCUUCGAAUGUUCAAUCGCAGUGUAAUUGUGCAGCACUACAGAUUCAGGUAGGUGAAAUAUCAGGAUAACAUUUGGAAAUAUUUUGGAGGUUCUUGAAAUUCAGAACUUGAAAAAUGAAUGAGAAAAAAGAUUUUGGAAAAUCUUAGCAGCUGGAAUUGAAUUUGGAUAGUAUUUUUGAUUAGGGAUUUCAUUAAGAUUGAAAUUAAGCUCAAUAAUAAAAUGGAUUUUCAAACUACUCCCCAAAUUUCCAAAAAUUCUACCACCAUCUUUUUCCAGGUCCAACAAUGUGAUUGUGCAAACAUGCUCCAAAACCAGUGUGGAUGCUCCGGAUACACUUCUCCAUCUUGUGAUUGCGGUUCACUCCAACUUCAAUACACCUCAUGUGGCUGUGGAUCUUUGAGUUAUCAAGUUUCCUGUAAUCAAUGUCAACAAUCUCAACCCCAAAUAAUCGUUGUUCAACAACAACAACAACAGUGUUCAUCACAAUGCAUGCCAGCUUGCUUACCAUCUUGUGUUCAACAGGUAAACUUUUUUUUUGUGAAAGUCUAGGAUGAAGCCUGAUUUUUACAGUCGUGUGCCCCGGCUUGUCAACCUUUGUGCUCUUCUUCCUGUGUUCAGCAACAGCAACAACAAAUUAUUGUUGUUCAGCAACCGCAGCAACAGUGUGCAUCGCAAUGUAUGCCAUCUUGUCAAUCUUCAUGUGUUCAACAGGUUAGGGUUUGAGGAAAAUCGAAAAGUUCAGAAAAACGCCGUGGGAAGAUGUCACGAAGUUGUUUAGGCAGUCUCUGAAUUUACUCAACAUUUUUGAAAAUGAGGUGAAAUUGAGUUUUCUACUGAACUAUGGUUAUUAAAAGAAAGUUUCAAAUAUUAGAUUUUUUUGAAAUGAGCAGUUUAUACAAAAAUGUAUCAAUUUUUAUCAAACCACGUCUCUUCUCUCUCUCUAAAACUUUUAAUUCCAGGCUUGCGCCCCAGCUUGUCAACCAAUGUGCAGUUCUUCAUGUGUCGAACAACAACAGCAACAAAUUAUUGUGGUUCAACCGCAACAAACAUCAACCUCGUCUUCACAAUGUAUUCCAGCUUGUAUGCCAGCUUGCCUUCCAUCUUGUACAAACAGCGGAUGCAGCAGUGGUAACUGUGGAAACUCAGCAAGCAAUUCGCCAGUGAUUGUUGUCAGCAGUAGUAAUAGCAAUUCUAAUCAAUGUACCUCUUCGUGUAUGCCAGCUUGUCAAUCAUCGUGUGUUCAACAGGUAAACCAACAUUUUUUGAGAUAUUCUAACAAGAACACUGCGAAAAACAUUUUUUUCGUUUCCGUGUCGAACGGUUAAUUGUAAGAACAGCCACAAAUUCACGUGAGAGAAAACGAGGUUCUGCGGGCAGAAGAUACGCGAGAUAAAAAAGGGAUAUGGACAGACUCCGUCCAAUUUUUUUUAAAUUUCCGCAGAGAAAGUGUUUGAGACAAAAAUGUUUUUUUCGCUGUGAAAAAUUUAUGUUUUUCAGGCUUGUGCUCCAGCUUGUCAACCGAUGUGUAGUUCUGAAUGUGUUGAACAGCAACAAGCUCAGAUUGUUGUAGUUCAACAACCACAGCAACAGUGUACUUCAUCGUGUAUGCCAGCUUGUCAAUCUUCGUGUGUACAACAGGUUAGUUUCAAAUAUAAAUUUAUUAGUGGUGGAUCUGGGUUGCGUACCAUUUUUCUUGAUAAUUUUUGAUAUUUAAAAAACUUAACAACAAAAAUCAUUUGAAUUUACCGCUCUCCACGUGGCUUCUGAUUUUCUCAAGCUCAGAGUGUACGUACAGUAAUCUUAAAAAGUUUUUUGUUUGAAAAUCUGAGAUGAUCUACAGUAACCUAUAAAAUCUGAAUGAUUUAGAAACCAGUGAUUUUGGUGAAUAGAAAAAUUUUGUCUAAAAAACAUUUUCACCUGUUUUUUUCGCAGAUGAAUAGAUGAAUUCCAAAGGAAAAUAUUCCAAGUUUCAUAAUUUCAGGCUUGUGCUCCAGCUUGUCAACCGAUGUGUAGCUCUGAAUGUGUCCAGCAACAACAAGCUCAAAUCGUCGUUGUCCAAAACUCUGCCUCAUCAUCUUCUUCGUCCUGUGCAGCAUCUUGUCAACCAGCUUGCACUUCUCAAUGCGUUCAACAACAACCAAUCUGCGCCGCCGCUUGUCAACCAUCUUGCCAAGCUUCUUGCAGUUCAAACGCUCAAUGUGUCAAGGCAUGUCUCCCAAGUUGCGAAUCUUCAUGUGUUCAACAGCAACAGCAACCAGUGGUAGUUGUUCAAGAUAGCACAUCUUCCUCAUCUUCAUGCCCGUCCGCCUGUCAACCAUCUUGCUCUCAACAAUGCGUUCAAACUCAAAAUAUCUGCCAGAGCGCAUGUCAACCAUCUUGUCAAUCGACAUGCAGCGGAAAUUCUCAAUGUAUGCAAACGUGUGUUCCAAGUUGCCAACAAUCCUGCGGACAACAAUCUCAACCAAUUAUUGUUGUUCAACAAGCUCAACAAUCGUGUCCAUCUGCUUGUCAACCAAGUUGCAGUUCACAAUGUGUUCAACAACAAGCCAUUUGUGUUCAAACCUGUCAACCACAAUGUCAAGUUAGUAUUUUUAUCAGAAAGGGGAGGAGGAGGGGAUUGUCUAUUUUAUUGUGAUUUUUUAAUAGUGUAUAGCUUUCUGUGGUUGAACGCUAUCCGGUUUUUAAAUUCUGAACUCUAGAGUUUUCACGGUAAAGAUGAUUUUCCAGCAAUCUUGCGGCUCAAACAUCCAAUGUGUCCAAUCAUGCCAAAACAAUUGUCAAUCAUCGUGUGGUUCUCAACAAAUCAUCGUAGUCCAACAACCUUCGUCUUGUGGUCAAUCAUGUCAAGCUCCAGCUGUACUUCAAUGUGUUCCACAGUGUCAACCAUCUUGUCAACCAUCUUGUAUUCAACAAUAUCAAUUUAUUCAACCACCAGCUAUCACUUUAUGUCAAUCGAGUGGUGGCGGAUGUGGAUGCGGUUCUGGAUAUUCACAAUGUAUGCAAGGUGUUUGUUGUUUGAGGAAACGACAUCGUUUGGCAAAAAAUAAGGUGUAA
Caenorhabditis angaria is the source of this 3568-nucleotide messenger RNA. The record is from the annotation of a GenBank genome assembly. NCBI's taxonomy places the organism in Eukaryota, Metazoa, Nematoda, Chromadorea, Rhabditida, Rhabditidae.